Messenger RNA from Amoebophrya sp. A25, 246 nucleotides. NCBI's taxonomy places the organism in Eukaryota, Dinophyceae, Syndiniales, Amoebophryaceae. The record is from the annotation of a GenBank genome assembly.
AAAAGUUUGACUAAGAUUAACUGACUAGGUUCCAACAUCCAUGAUAUCAAUGCAAAAAUGAAAGAUCCAACAAGAAGCGGUUCUUCUGCAUUUGCCUCUAUACGAGGUUGUGGCAUCCGUUUACUCGUGUGCGGCACUGGUCUUUUGCUGCUUUCGUCAACGUGGAAAGCUUUUCAAGGUGGGAGUCAAAGUCAUAAAAGUGGACUUCUAGAGUGGCGGAGCAGUCCCUCAAGAACAGGCUUUUUC